AUGUUAUCGUAACAAUAAUCUAGAAGAUUUGCACCAAAUCAGCUAUCUAAUAAUUCUUAGUUCCUGAAUGAAAGAAUUGAAGUUGAAUCUCCCCUUUAUAAUAAUUAAAUCAAAAGUAAGUAAAGUUAGAAAGCUAAUAGAAAAGUAAUCACAUAAUGUUGAGAACUUUAACCCACCAUGUACUAGAGAAAAUUUGAAAUUUAUUUAGAUUAACAACAUAGAAAGCAUCGUAUUAGAGGAGGAUCUAUUGUCACCAUAAAGAAAGUCCUUUUUAAAUACAAAAAUACCUUAUAGAGUUUUGAGAAUGAAGCAAUAUAGCAAUAAAUAUCAAAAAAGUAAAAGUUAGAUUUAAGCUGCCCAUUUCGUAUAUGGAACUGGAAAAAUCCGUAGAAGAAGUGAAUAAGAUAGAGGUAGUGAGAAAUAAGUAAAAAAAUAAAAUAUAAAUUAGGUCAGACUCUCAACUCUUUACCCGAAUACAUAUGUUGCACAACAUUUUUAACAGAAAGCCUUAAGAAAGAAUGAAAUGAGGAAGAAAUCAAUAUUCAAAAGAAUGUCAAGUAUUUUAAUAAAACAUUCAAACAAUAUAAAAACCCAAAGUAGUUUAGGAAUAUCAUAAUUACAAAAAUUAGAUGAAUCUCCUACAAAGCUAGAAGAAAGGUCUCCUUUAUUUAUAAUUAAACAAUUUGAGUAAUAAUUAGGUUAAAUGAGAGAAUCUUAAGAACUUUUUGUUAAUAUUUAGAAUUCUGAAAAGUAUAUCUAAUUUUAGGAAGAAUUAAAAAGAUAUUCUUCAUCUGUUAAUAAUUCUCCAUUUGGGAAAAGAAUAUUGAAAAAACAAUAAAAUGAUUAUAAUAUAGAGUAACCAAAAGUUGUAUUGAAUUUAAGUAAAAAGCAUAGAAAGACUUUUACUUCAAUUCAAAAUUAUGUUAAUGAAAGAUAAUAAAGUAUUUAAACAAAUUCAAUAGCAAAGAUGAUAAAUUAAGUUUAAUUAUAAUAUUAGUAACUAUAGAGUCUUACAGAAACUGAUUCCUCAUCUCCAAUUAAAUUAAAAAAUGCAUUUACCAAUAACAAUUUAAAUCAUAUCAAAUCAUGGUCUAUUCUUCCUGAUAUCAAAGAGACAGUGACUUAAAGAUCAAUAACUAAUAGAAAUUUAAAAACUUUAGAGAAAGUCAAAAAUGUAUACAUUUUUAGUCCAAAAAAAAAUAAAACCUAAUUUGAAAAAAUCAAGUUGUGA
Paramecium sonneborni is the source of this 1231-nucleotide messenger RNA. The record is from the annotation of a GenBank genome assembly. NCBI's taxonomy places the organism in Eukaryota, Ciliophora, Oligohymenophorea, Peniculida, Parameciidae.